AGACGUUCAUUACACCGUUUGACAUUUGAAAGUAAUUUACAACUCCGCGGUCUGCUUGACGACGUCCAACUCUCAACGCUCUCCUUGAAACCAUACUACGACAACAAAUAUGUGAGUAUAUACCUGUCUUUAAUUUUAAUACAAUUCGUUUCCGUGAAUUAAAAAAUCGUACAUCGAAAAUCAAUUUAACUAUUAAAGUUAUAGAGACGCGUGGUUUAAAUUUGUACGAAUCGCACAGAGUUUUACCGCGUGCAAGAGAGCCGUAUGGCCGAUACAACACGUGCGAUAUUUCAUGGUACGAUUUUUUGAAUUAAUUUUCCCCACGAAUUUAUAUUUUCGUCGUGAUUUCGUUCGAGCGAUACAAUUAUUGCGUCGUUGGUUCAUGUAUUUUUCCAUUGGGAUUGUGUUGAAAUCCCGGUGUACAAUAACGGAAGACUGUUAUAAAUUAUGUAUGGCAUAAAUGGUGUCUUUCAGUGUGGCUGUUGGUUUAACACGCAUAACAGGUAUUACGAUUUAGACUUUUAUCCCUAAAGUAGCAAAGGGCCAUUGGCGCACGCACUAGAGUGCCAGGGUCCUCAUGGCUCCUCCUUAGCCUCCUGUAUCUAAAGUUAGCACCCUCAGAUUUUGAGCUGAAUGAAAUGAAUAUAAUACACGGAUAGUACUCGGAUACGGAAUAAGUAAUUACCAUUAUACUAUUGUGGUAUAUUAUACAUAAUAAAUGAAUUAUUGUAUUAAAUAGUAUUUAUGUCAUAUUAUUAUGUAAAGUUUAUGUUUGUUGUAUUUUUGAGGAGGUACCUUGUUGGUCCCUUGUCGGUUAUUUAUCAUGCAAUGGAAGAUUUAAUGUGCAAGCGAUAUACAAUUGUAUUUCGAAAUGUCGGAUAGGUUGAGGGCGAACCCUCCCCCCCCCCGUUCCACCGCCGUGAUACUCUAUCGUAAAUAAUUUUAGCGCUCCAACAUUUCGGACCGAAUGUGCGCCCAUGCAAAUGGCUCUUGCAAUUUGUCCGUUAUAAAUGUAAUAAUAUUAUUUAACCCUCUGUGGACUGACCGCCGCCGCCGCCGUCCGAAAGCUCGCGAGAAACGGCGUAACUAUAAUAAUACUGGUCGUCGGAUUUUACAUCUUGUUUUGUUUUUUUUUUUUUCUUUUCCUUUCCAGUUUUCAAAUAAUUGUUUCGUGUAUGAAAUGUUAUUCUGAUCGGACGAUAUUGUUUUUGUUCGAAAGUAUUAUAAUAUUGCGCGCGCCCCUAUUGUAGAGUCGUACGAUAAAUUACUUAUCGCGAUCGGACAAACAUCUUUAUUUAUAACCGUACACAUUGAAUCGCGCGAAAUAUAAUUUCCGCGCGCUCGUGUUCGGUUUGGAUAUUAAUUGUUCCAACUGGAAAAACCCUACCGGUUCCCCCCUCCCCCCGACGUGUUUGUUAAUCUACGGUACUGCGUAAAUUAAAAAUAACCAGAAUACCAAAACAUGUCUGGCAAUAUUACCGUCCUUAUCUGCGCUCGGCGGCACAGAGCCGCGGACGCCGGUGCGCGGCGGUUCUACAGCGAACUUCGCGUAUUCUAUUUUUAACCUUAUACAAGGUGAUCCAUUUCAAGUAGGUGGACUAGUUAAAUUCCCAAACGGCUCCGGUAUUCGGUGUACACUGCGCGUAUGUUUCCUCGUAACAAUCUCUCGUAUUUCUGUGCUCAAAACGUACAGGUGCGACGCAGACAACAUUCGUGUCAUAGCUCACUUUUUACGACAACAAGUACUGUCGAAUCUAUUCGAAUUAUUAUUGGAGUUUGGAGUAUACGUUCCAAACAUCGUGGCGGGUACACACGGAGCAUCUUGAGUGUAACGUCACGAAAAUCGGUUCACGUGGCUGUUUUCGGUGUCGCGCGACAUCAUUUCGGAUCGGCCCGGGGAGCGGUCCAGAUCAAAUGAAUGCCGGGCGGGCUGCGCCGCGCUGCAAAAGAUAUGCCCCGCGUGGACAUGAUUUCGCGUCCGGCAUAAAUGCCGUUGAAUGUAUCCAUCGUAAAAUAUAUUACGUUAAUAUUAUUAUUAUUUUAAUUUAAAUAGUAUACGUUUUUAUGUGACGUAAAAAACUGUCACGAGAUAUCUACGUGCUGAUUCGUUUUGACUUCGAUUUCUGUGCAAGCAUAGAGCGGUAAAUUGCCAUCGUAUAUUUUUCGGCCGCGACCAGCGCUCGUGUUAACAGAGAUGUUAUUAACAAAUAAUUUAAGAAAUUCUCACUCGCCGAAAUGACCAUGCUGUUAGACCACAAUCAUCGGUCCGGCUAGGCACAAUAAAUUUUCGAAAUCGGCACUCGACAUGCGCAAAAAUUAUGGAAAAAACCCCGUAUUUCAUAAUUUAAUUGAUCGUCUUUCAUUACCACUCGCAAGUUUUCGGCUGUUGAAACUUGGACGAACUCACAAUUUUUUUUUCUGGAACGCGAAUCUUUAUGUCACUUAUAAGUUUAUAAUAACGCGAGUGCGCAAAUUGCAUCGUCCUUAGUAGACAUUUCGGAAUUGCCGCGAAAAGCCGCUGGUCGUGUGGACACGAUCAUGCCCCCACGAUCGUAUGCAAAAUAAUACCCGCCUUUCUAUGCCUAUAUGGAUUGUUGUUAUACGAAUUUUAUCAAUUUUGUUCAUACAAUUUAACCGGGUAUGCGAUAUGGAUAUGGCACAGUUGUAUGUAUUUGUGAACUUGUUUUGUAAAAACAACCGGAGCCGGGAAUUUUUCUUUUUGUGAAACGGGAGCCGAAUAAGCUUCGUCCGACAUUUUGAAUGAAAAAUAAAUAAUCCUACAAUUGAAAGUAUGUAAACUUCUUUGUAAUGAGAGUAUGAUAGUGUACAACCUUACCCUUCACCCCUCACCCCCCCCUCCAUAAAAUAUUUAUUAUAAAUGCACCAGUCGGAUGUUUGUAAAUAAUCGAUUAUUCAAAUAAUUGAAUAACCAUCAAUUAUUUUAAACUUACAAAAUCCUCAAAAAAAAAAAAAAAAAAAAUUAAACAAAGAAAAUAAAAAAAGAAUAAUUAUUCGGUAUUUAUUUCAUUAAAAUAUCCAUUAAUCUUUAAUUUUUGUACCCAGUUAGUAUUAGUUGAUAAAACAAUUAUUUGCGUUGCGUGAUCGGAAGUUAAUGACGCCCGAUAAUCGGUUAUUAGUAAUAAUUUAUUACAUUGAUUAUUUACUUGUAUUAUAUAAUUUUCGAAUAUUUUCAAUUAUUUUUUUUUUUCGAUUAAUCGAUAUAAUUUGCAACCCUAUUUAUAACAACGCUAAAUAAAUUUAAUAAACAAAAAAUCGAAUUAUUAUUAAUUUAUUUUUUAUAGUAAAUUUUUAGAUUUUGUAUUAUUGCUUUUUUUAUAAUAUUCUCGUACGAAUAUUACAUUAGGUUAGUUAUGUAUUUAAUGACUCAAUGAUUUCCCUUCUCCCUUUCCCCAAUAAAACAUGUUGCAACAAUAUUGCAUUACAAACAUUUUUCUACUUCUUCAUACUAUGAAAAUAUAAUAUGUAUAAUAUAAUAUUAUAAUAAAAUAAAUAAAUAAGUUAUUGUUAUAUCUUGUGUAGAAUGGCGAACCUCAGUUUUUCGAGAUGUCGUGUUUACAAAUGCAUUGUUAUUGAAGACGGCCAAGAAUAUUUUCGUUUGCGUAUGAUUAGUAACAACCGCAUUCGCACCAACACAUUAUAUUAUAAUAGUAUGUGCAAUGAUCACUUUAACUUUGCCCACCAAUUUUACGGUGGCCCUGGCGGCAACCAAUCACGCCGUGUCAGACGUAAGUAUCUACUAGUACAAUUUUUUUUUAAAUAAACUGAAUGAUUUCAUUAUCAUUAUAAUGUAUUAUUUAUUUCUGUUUUUUUGAAUUAUUGUGUAAUUGGUUAAGCUUUAUUUUAAGACAAUUUUUCAUUUUUACCCCUACUCCGUGUACUUUAAAUAAAUAUAUGCUUUUUUUUUCAAAUAGGAAUCAUCCUAUUGUGUCCUUUGAACACACAUUCAAAUAGAGAAUAUUUUUCAUUCUUAAAUCAUCUUUCAAAGUCCAUUAUAAAUUGUACUUAAAGAUCUAAAAACCAAAUUUGAGUUUAAUGCAUUAGUUUUUUUUUAAAUUUAUACAUAUAUAUAUAUAUAAGUGUUUAAGAUCAAAUUUUGUCAAAAAUCGUAAAUAUCAUAGUCUUUCAAAACAUAUAUAACCAAAUUUUGCUCCGAAAUAUUUUUCGUCUUCAAUGGUUUAUCGUUGAUUACAGGUGUAAAUUAAAUAAAUGUAUGUAUCCCACCUUCCCCACUACUCGUAUACAACAGUGACUACACUUGUCCCCAGUAUCAGCUCUUUUUUAUUUUUUUUUUAUACUGUGACAAAAAUGUCUACCAGAAAUCUUGCUUCGAUAUGUAAGUCUAGCUCAAGUGAGAAAAUUUUGUCUAGAAGGUACUUUAGGGAAAUUUUUUAUUAAUUUCCCAAGCAGUUUUCAUAUUAUCAGGAUAAAUCUGGGAUGAAACAUAAGAAAAACUGGAAAAUUGAGAUUUAUUAGACUGUUUUAAAAUUAUAGGUUUUUGAAGCUCUGAUAUUAUGUAGAUAUUAUUUUAUGUGUGUUGUAACUAUGGUAAAUAACUCAAUAUUGUCAAUUUUAUAGUAUGCCUAUCCUAGUCUAGUGAUGGUACAUACAUAUUGUUAUUACAGAGAUCACAACAUUUUUUUUUUUUUUUGUUAAAUCAAAUCAGGUAGGUUUGAGAAAAAAAAUACACCUAGAGCUUUAAACUGUUGUAAUAUGACAUAUAUAUAUAUAUAUAUAAACAGAGUGAUUCCCUAGGCUGUAAACGUGCUCAUCUUAUUGAAUGAGUAAUCAUUCAAAUCCUUCAUAAGUAAAAUCAAAUAAGUAACACUCCAUCUGUUUAUGAUAUUUUAAUAUAAACCUUCAUUUGAAAAAUCAAAGUUGGUAUCGCCACAGGAUACUCCUUAAACGUCAUAAAAAAUCUAAGUAUUCAAAAAUAUCAUUUUUAAUUACACUUUAAAAUUCCAAAAAUCAGAAUUUGAGUAUAUGCAAAAUAUAAUCAAAAAAAUGGGAUGAGAACGCCUAGGGUAUCUCACUGUAAAUAUGUUAUUAAAAAAGCAAUACUAUUUAACUGAGCUCUGCUCUGAAUCGUUUUUCGUUGGCAAGGAUUAAUCUUUGCUUGAUAUUCCCCUCUAUAUCCUACCUUCCUACCUUCCCAUUUAUUACAGGUGUCAUGUGUUAGUUUUUUUUUUUUUUUUUUUUUUUUUUUUUUUUUUUUUUUUUUGGUAAAACAAAAAUAUUAAGUAGAUAGUAGAUAUGUCUGUUUAGUAGAAUUAUUUUUUAUUUUAGUUUAAUAAAAAAAAAUGUUCUCUAUUUUUGUUUUUCUGUAUUAGGUUGUUAUAUUUGUCGAAAAAGAGGCCAUAGAGCCAAAAAUUGCACCUCCAAUAUUCCUUAUAGAUCAGAGAAUUCUCCAUUACCAAGGAUAAGUGCAAUUAUGCCAAGUACAACGGUGGUGGUGCCGAGUACAACAAUGGCGGUGCAGAGUGUAACAAUGGCGGUGCCGAGUACAACAAUGGCGGUGCGGAGUACAACAGUAGUAGAGCCGAGUACAACAAUGAUGGUGCAAAGUACAACGAUGGUGGUGCCGAGGACAACAGUUGUCAUGCAGAGUACACCAGUUGCGGCGGCUAGAGUAAUGGAAAGAUCAUCUAAGACCACAGCAGCAAUAAGAGAAACACCAUUAAGAGCAACACCAUUGACUAUGGGAACAACAUCUGUGACAGCUGUAAGAUCAAAAUGUGUGAAACAGGAACUAAAAACGUAUUGGUCACUGCCCCCAUCACGGAUGGCACCAUAUGUGAUGCCAUCAAAGAUAACGGCACUAACUGGGUCUUCAGUAACAGCAUGGAUGUCACCUUUGAUAUUAGGGCCAAGGGCACCAGCUUGGAUGUCACCUUCAAUGGGUGUAUCAAGCGCUCCAGCAUGGAUUUCACCCUCAAUAAUUUCACCAAGGACACCAACAUGGAUGUCACCCUCAAUGAUUGCGCCAAGGGCACCAGCUUGGUUGUCUCCUUCCAUUGGUGUAUCAAACGCUUCAGUAUGGAUGCCAUCCUCAAUGGUUGCGCCAAGGGCACCAGCUUGGAUGCCAUCCUCAAUGGUUGGAUCAAGGAAAACAGAAUGUAUGGCAAGGUUGACCGAGGAGCCAAGAACAACAACUGCAGUAGAGAGGAAUUAGGUGUUAACAAUGCAAGAAAAAAUAAAGAAAAUUUAAUUCAAAAGUUCUUAAUAGUGAAUUAUAAAUAUGUAAAAAAAAUUAACUAUCUAAUAUAUUUCAGAUUUAAUUUAAUUUUUGUAUGUUAAAUACAAAUAUUUAGAAAGAGGAGAUCUCUUAAUCAUUUUAAUGUAGAAUUCUACUUAAUGGUAAAAUUAAUAAUAUUAAUAUUGUUUUGCGAUAUCAUUUUAUAUUAUGUUUUGUCAUUCGCUUAAAGUUAAUUGUGAAUUAUAAAUAUGUAUACAUAAUUCAACUAAUGUUUUUCAG
Cinara cedri is the source of this 6493-nucleotide messenger RNA. The record is from the annotation of a GenBank genome assembly. Lineage: Eukaryota; Metazoa; Arthropoda; Insecta; Hemiptera; Aphididae.